ACAGGCGGGCUGUCUUCUUGUCUCUUGUGGGGAUUUUCGCAAGACCAAAAGACGUACCACCGCCUAAGCUUGCUUGCUUUCUCUCAGAUGUAAUAAGCAGCACCUGCUCCGAGCGAAAAAAUGGGAGGAUGUUACGGAUAUCUCACCUGACGUCGAUUCUCUGCAACAUUUUUCUCUGACCGUUAAACGCGACGCGGCAUUCUGAACGAAAACUUUUUUUUGCCGCCUUAAAUUUUUUUAAAAUAAAAUCCGUUAAAACUCAGUCGCGAUGGUUUUACAGUGGUGUUAUGCCAUCAGCGUGGAUCGGACGCGUUUUAGUCGAAUAUCGUUGCACUUUAAUGCGGUUUGCGUGUGUUUGAUUUAAGGACAAAUCAUAGAAAGGUACUGUACGUAUUUUAAUUUGUUUUUCUGUCUUUUUUUCUUUAUUAAAAGAAAUAAUGCAGAAUAUCUAAGCAACAAGCGUCGCCAUACGAUGCGCACUUUCCCAAGAAAUAACGCAUCCUUCUGUUCUCGGAGAAAACCCCAACGUAUUUCCACAUCAACCUUACUUUGAAAGGCUCUAUGGCCGUUAUUGAUAUCGAUUCUGUUUUUGUUUACCAAUAAAUACUGUGAAAAGUGCCUUUUUUCUGUUUCCCAACGACAAGGAGACAUGGCUUGCUUUCCAUGGCGGGUAUUUUGGAUAAUUCAAGCGCUUGUGGAUGUGACACUUUCGCAGGAAAUCUACGCUCCUCAUUCCAUCAGAAUUGAGGGGGAUUUGACUCUGGGUGGCCUUUUCCCGGUCCAUGCCCGCGGGGUCUCCGGGGAACCGUGUGGAGAUAUCAAGAAGGAGAACGGGAUACACAGGUUGGAGGCGAUGCUUUAUGCAUUGGACCAAAUCAACAGUGACGACGAGCUUUUGCCCAACAUCACUUUAGGCGCUCGGGUUUUAGACACAUGUUCGCGAGACACGUACGCGUUGGAGCAGUCGCUUACUUUCGUGCAGGCUCUCAUACAGAAAGACACGUCGGAUGUGAGGUGUACGAACGGAGAGCCCCCGGUGUUCGUCAAACCCGAAAAGGUGGUCGGAGUCAUAGGGGCUUCGGCGAGUUCAGUGUCCAUCAUGGUCGCAAAUAUACUGCGACUGUUCCAGAUUCCGCAGAUCAGCUACGCCUCCACCGCUCCAGAGCUGAGCGAUGACCGCCGGUACGAUUUCUUCUCUCGCGUCGUACCUCCCGACUCCUUCCAGGCGCAGGCCAUGGUGGACAUAGUGAAAUCGAUGGGUUGGAACUACGUGUCUACGGUGGCCUCGGAGGGAAGCUACGGCGAGAAAGGAGUAGAGGCCUUCAUGCAGAUUUCCAGAGAAGCAGGUGGAAUCUGCAUAGCUCAGUCCCUGAAGAUCCCUCACGACCACAAGCAGGCUGAUUUUGACAAGAUUAUCCGACAGCUGCUGGAGACCCGUCAUGCCCGGGCGGUCAUUAUUUUCGCUUACGACGAAGACAUUCGGGGGAUCCUUAACGCCAGCAAAAGAGCCGAUCAAGUGGGCCAUUUCCUAUGGAUCGGGUCAGAUAGCUGGGGAGCCAAGAACAGCCCUAUUCAAGGCCUCGAGGACGCCGCUGUUGGUGCCGUCACCAUCCUGCCAAAAAGAGCCACUAUUACAGGUUUCGACACCUACUUUACAUCACGCACACUGGAGAACAACAGAAGGAACGUCUGGUUUGCUGAGUUCUGGGAGGAGAACUUCAACUGCAAGCUCAUGAGUUCCUCCAAGAAAGAAGACACUAGCAGAAAGUGCACAGGGCAAGAGCGAAUAGGAACAGACUCCAAAUAUGAGCAGGAAGGGAAGGUGCAGUUUGUGAUAGACGCGGUGUACGCUAUGGCUCAUGCCCUGCACAACAUGCAGAAGGACCUUUGUCCUGACCAGUCGGGCGUUUGUGGAGAGAUGGAGCACGCUGGUGGCAAGAAGCUCCUCAAGUACAUCCGAUCGGUCAGCUUCAACGGGAGCGCGGGGACGUCCGUCACGUUCAAUCGGAAUGGCGACGCACCCGGACGGUACGAUCUUUUCCAGUACCAGAUGAAUAUCAACAACACUCCCGGAUAUAAAGUUAUAGGACAGUGGACAGAAACUCUCCAACUUCACAUCCAUGAGAUGCAGUGGCCCAAUGGUGAGAUGGAAAUACCCAGCUCGGUCUGCAGUCUGCCCUGUAAGACGGGUCAACGCAAGAAGAUGGUGAAAGGCAUGCCGUGCUGCUGGCACUGCGAGCCCUGCGACGGCUACCAGUACCAGUUUGACGAGACGUCCUGCAAGCUCUGCGCUUACAACAUGCAUCCGAACGCCAAUCGCACUGGCUGCCAGCCCAUCCCGAUCGUCAAGCUGGAGUGGCAUUCACCCUGGGCCGUCAUUCCCGUCUUCCUGGCUAUGCUCGGCAUCAUCGCCACCACCUUUGUUAUGGCAACGUUCAUCCGCUACAACGACACCCCGAUCGUACGAGCGUCUGGGAGGGAGCUCAGCUACUUUCUGCUGACCGGGAUAUUCCUGUGUUACAUCAUCACGUUUGUAAUGAUCGCCACUCCGGACAUUGCCGUUUGCUCCUUCAGACGAAUCUUCCUUGGGCUGGGAAUGUGUAUUAGCUACGCGGCGCUCCUCACUAAGACCAAUCGAAUUUACCGCAUCUUUGAGGAAGGGAAGACGUCGGUUACUCCACCUAAACUGAUCAGCCCGACGUCUCAGUUAGCCAUCACGUCCAGCCUCAUCUCCGUCCAGCUCUUAGGGGUCCUCAUAUGGUUCGGAGUGGAUCCUCCAAACACCAUAAUCGAUUACGAAGAACAGAAGACCAUAAACCCUGAUAAGGCCCGAGGGGUUCUCAAAUGUGACAUUACGGACCUACAAAUCAUUUGCUCUCUAGGAUACAGCAUCUUGCUGAUGGUAACAUGUACGGUUUACGCCAUCAAGACGCGAGGCGUUCCGGAGAACUUCAACGAAGCCAAACCCAUCGGCUUCACCAUGUACACCACAUGCAUUGUGUGGCUCGCCUUCAUUCCUAUUUUCUUUGGGACGGCACAAUCUGCAGAAAAGCUCUACAUCCAGACCACCACGCUGACCAUCUCCAUGAAUCUGAGCGCGUCCGUGGCUCUGGGAAUGCUCUACAUGCCCAAGGUCUAUGUCAUCAUCUUCCACCCAGAGCUCAACGUGCAGAAACGCAAGCGCAGCUUCAAGGCCGUGGUGACGGCGGCCACCAUGUCCUCACGUUUGUCACACAAACCCAGCGACCGGCCGAACGGCGAGGCCAAAACCGAACUGUGCGAAAAUGUGGAUCCCAAUAGUCCGGCUGCUAAGAAGAAAUACGUAAGCUACAAUGACCUUGUGAUCUGAGGGCCUCCAUCACAGGAGAAAGGGAACUGAUGGAGUGUAACAGUGGCACAACACGACUGAUCGCCAGUCAAACGAUUGAGGUUGCACUUGGCGUGAUGGACUUUCGACAAGGCAUUUCUUCUGAUUCUCCAUCGCAGACUUUCUUCAGGGCGCUGAUGAAUCAACAUGGCUUUGGAAUGCUGGACCUCAAGCUCCUCCUCAUCUUUACAUGUACUUCCAAAAGUUUUUGGGAUUAUCUGUGCAAAUUUGUGUGGUUCUUUCAGCAUUUCGGUUUCCUUCUGCUGUUUUUACGUUUCAGUUGAGCGUUUCUUCUUUGGUUUUCCUUGCCUUUUCUAGAUGCACAUUGUAUUAAAGCCAUAUUCUUCUCUUUGAGAUCUCAUUCCUGGAAUAUUGUUUCUUUAUUUUGAGGAUUUCCGUUGGUUUUUGCCCUUUAACAUGAUAAAUGUGUCACAUUUUUCGACAUUCCCACCAUGUUUGUAAGGGUUUGUAGACCAUCGACUGUGUUAUUAGUGACUUUGAGAGAUGUUGCAUUGGUUUUACAGUGACUAAACCCGGUGACAAUGGUGUUUCAGAGUUAUUUUUUAAAGAAAGUGUUCGCGUAGCAGUUGUCAAUGCAUGCUUGAUAUGUUUGAUGUUGAAGUAAAUGAAACUUUCACCACAGUUCCCUCACAAUGGCCUGUUUACAGAUGAUUUUACAAGCCUUUAUUGAUUUCUCUCUUUUUUCCUUCAUGAAUUUCUUAGACAUUCACUCACUCAAGGCAGAAUAUGGCUUUAAUUUGUCUUGGAACUUUUUAUCUGCCCUGGAACUUAUGGAGAAUUGUGCAAAAGAUAUGAAUAUAUAUAUUUAAAAAAAUCUAUGAAAAAAAAAAUAAAAAGCAUGUAUGUUUUAUACUGUUUGUACUAAGUAUAUUCAUGUUGCCCUUGCUGCUUAUGUGCUGAUAUUGUGGAAGACUUUUAUGUUUGGCCACUCAUGCAAUUAUAAUGUG
Messenger RNA from Sinocyclocheilus anshuiensis, 4335 nucleotides. It is a transcript of the gene grm7, whose product is annotated as glutamate metabotropic receptor 7. Gene Ontology annotation, molecular function: G protein-coupled receptor activity. NCBI's taxonomy places the organism in Eukaryota, Metazoa, Chordata, Actinopteri, Cypriniformes, Cyprinidae. Bases 650 to 3349 code for a protein of 899 amino acids. The record is from RefSeq and is a predicted model, not a curated record. Gene Ontology annotation, cellular component: membrane. Gene Ontology annotation, biological process: G protein-coupled receptor signaling pathway. The transcript has 11 exons.